AUGUCCUAUAUCCACCCUAUAUCCUAUACUUAUCCUACACCCUACUCCCUAUACCCACCCUAUGCCCACUCUACGUCCUAUACCCACCCUACAUCCUGUAUCCACCCUGCACCCAACGAUUUCGGGGGUCACCGGGGCUUGUUGGGGGGGGUUAGGGGGUCGUGGGGAUGGGGACUGGUUCUUACUGGGACGUACUGGUGGGGACUGGGCGCAGGGGACCUGCAGUGCAUCGAGGAGAAGCGCAAGCGCACGCGGGAGACGUUCCGCGCCUUCGUCCAGCGGGCGCCGCUGCCAGGCCUGGAGCCCUCGGAGUCGCGGCCCCCCCGGCGCAUCGCCGUGCCCUCCCGGCCCCCCCAGGCCCCCCAGCCCCCCCCCAGCAUGGCUCUCCCCCCUCUGGGGGCCUCCCCCGCCCCCCUCUUCCCUUUUGGGGUGCCCCCCCCCACCGCAGCCCCGGAGCCCCUGGCCGAGGCCCUGCUGCAGCUGCAGUUCGACGAGGGGGGGCCGGGCCCCCCCCCCGCCACCGGUCCCGAAAUGGGGGGCGGCGGCGGGGGUGGCCCCGAUCCCGGGGGGGCGCCCCCCCCUCUGGAUUUAGGGGCGCUGCUGGACGACCCCCCCUUCGACACCAUCGACGCCGCCGAGCUCCAGCGCCUGCUGGGCCCCCCCGAACCCCCCCCCGCCACCGCCUCCGCCGCCGGGGGGGGGUUCGGGGAGCUCCCCCCCCUCCCGGCUGUUUUUGGGGACCCCCCCUCCGUCGGGGGGGGUGCUCCCCCCCCCCCCCCCAUGCUGCUGUCCUACCCCGAAGCCAUCACCCGGCUGGUGCAGAGCCAGUCCCCCCCCACCCCCCCCGGGGGGGCUCCCCCCUCGGAUCUGCCCCCCCCCCCGGAUUUGGGGGGCCCCCCCCCGCCCGCCGAGGACUCGCUGCCCUCCCUGGGGGACCUGGACUUCAGCGCCUUCCUCAGCCAGUUCCCUUCCACCUAACUGGGAGGCACUGGGAGGGACUGGGAGGGCAAGGGGGGGGGGGCGGGGAGCAGCUGGGGGGGGGGUGAAGGGCAACUGGAGGCAACUGGGAGUCACUGGGAGCAGCUGGGAGGGGGUUAAAGGGCUACUGGGGGGGCUGAAAGGGCUGCUGGGAGCAACUGGGGGGGCUUGACUGGUUACUGGGAGCAACUGGGGGGCUUCAAGUGUUACUGGGAGGGGGGGGAGCAGCUUCAAGGGCUACUGGGAGGAACUGGGGGGCUUUACUGGGAGCUACUGGGAGGGGGUUCGGGUGUUACUGGGAGCAGCUAGGGGUGCUUAGAGGGCUACUGGAGCAACUGGGAGAAGGUUAAAGGGCUACUGGGGGGAACUGGGAGCUACUGGGCUGGAACUGGGAGCAGCUGGGAGUCACUGGGAGUGUGGGGGGGGCUUGACAGGUUACUGGGAGCAACUGGGGGGGGCUUCAAGCGUUACUGGGAGGGACUGGAGCAGCUUCAAGGGCUACUGGGGGCAACUGGGAGGGGGCUGGGGGCAACUGGGAGCUGCUGGGGGCAACUGGGAGCUACUGGGAGGCCACUGGGGCUCACUGGGAGAGCCCCGGGGCGGGGUGGAGGGGGGGUCCUCCCCUCCCUAAAAAGUGCCUUAGGGCGGGGGGGGGACCCCAAAACCCCCCCGAUUCCCCCCCCCGCCCCUUUUUAACCCCUCCCCUCCCCGAAAUAAACGGCCCAAUGACAGCG
Molecule: messenger RNA, 1712 nt
Organism: Anas platyrhynchos (mallard)
Lineage: Eukaryota; Metazoa; Chordata; Aves; Anseriformes; Anatidae
Source: RefSeq, a predicted model, not a curated record